Molecule: messenger RNA, 1099 nt
Organism: Lotus japonicus
Lineage: Eukaryota; Viridiplantae; Streptophyta; Magnoliopsida; Fabales; Fabaceae
Product: probable protein phosphatase 2C 28
Exons: 5
Coding region: 216-980 (254 amino acids)
Biological process (GO): protein dephosphorylation
Cellular component (GO): nucleus; cytosol
Molecular function (GO): cation binding; protein serine/threonine phosphatase activity
Source: RefSeq, a predicted model, not a curated record
AAGAUAACUUCACUGGAGAAGAAAAAUACAGUGAGGAUGAGGAUAGCAAUGAUGCUGCUGAAAAGGAUCAAGAAAAAGAUGAAGGGGAUGAUGAUGUGGUUGAUGAUGAUCAAGAUAAAGUAGAGUUCUUAUUAGGUGAUGAUGGUCCAACUACUGCAACAGAGGAGGGGGAAGUUCACAAUGGUCUGUUCACGAAAGAUGAAGAUGAAAAGAAUAUGCCUCCUGCGCGACAUUUCAGCCAUGGAUGUUACUUAAUCCAAGGAAUGAUGGCCCAUGGAAUGGAAGACUACGUUUUUGCUAAACACAAGAAGCUCAAUGGUUAUGAGUUGGGACUGUAUGCAAUAUUUGACGGUCACGCAGGUCGUGAUGUUGCAAAAUACUUGCAAAGCCAUCUGUUCGAAAAUAUACUAAAUGAGCCUGAUUUCUGGAAAAAUCCAGUCCAUGCUGUUAAGAAAGCAUGUAAAGCUACAGAUGAAGAGAUUUUAGAAAACAUAGCAGAUUCACGAGGAGGAUCAACAGCUGUUGCAGCAAUACUAAUUAAUGGAGUAAAGCUACUGGUUUUCAACGUUGGUGAUUCUCGAGCAAUAUCAUGUAAAAAUGGUGUUGCUAAACAACUUACUGAGGAUCAUGAACCAGAGAAGGAGAGAGAUCUCGUUGAGAGCAGAGGAGGCUUUGUGUUGAAUAGACCUGGGAGUGUCCCAAGAGUGGAUGGCAUAUUAGCAAUGACGCGAGCAUUUGGAGAUGGAAAUUUGAAGGACCACAUUACUGCAGAACCAGAUGUGAUGAUUAGGAAGAUUGAUGAGGACACUGAAUUUAUCAUUUUGGCAAGUGAUGGUCUGUGGAAGGUGAUGGCAAAUCAAGAGGCUUGUGACUGUAUCAAGGAUAUUGAGGAUGCCAAAAAUGCAGCUAAGAAGUUAGUUAAAGAAGCCAAAUCUCAGGGAAGCUAUGAUGAUAUUUCGUGCAUAGUAGUUAAAUUCUAGCUUAUGUGCAUUUUUUUGGGGAUGUUUGUCUUUGUCUAGUGUGUAUUGUUUUAAAUUUCUUCAACUCAAGGGAAUGUGUCUUUAUAAUCUGGUUGAGGGUUAUAUACGACUCUGUCCAA